CCUGCCCCCCUGGAACUCUGUCAAGGGGACCACCCAGCUGUAUGAAGGAAAAUAAUCUUGCCGGUCCGUGCGGGGCAGCCUGAAGAUGGAUAAUUACACGUCAGCCCCCGACGAUGACUAUGACGUCCUCAUCGAGGAUGACGUGAAUAGCGGCGAAGUAGAACAGUGCGUCCCCUACGACCCCAAGGUCCUGGCGGCCCGCGUGGUUCCGCAGCUCUCCACCGCCGUGUUCCUGGCAGGUCUCCUGGGCAGUGUCUGGGUCGUGCUUAUCCUGGUGAAACAUAAAGGACUCAAGCACAGGGAAAAUAUCUACCUCCUAAACUUGACCAUUUCAAAUUUGUGUUUCUUGCUGGCCCUGCCAUUCUGGGCCUACACUGGGACACACGGGGGGGUUCUCGACAACCCCUUCUGUAGAAUUCUAGUGGUACUGUACUCCAUAGGCCUGUACAGUGAAGCGUUUUUCAACGUCCUCCUGACCGUGCAGAGGUACCUGGAGUUUUUCCCUGUGAGCUUGCCCUCCACCACCCGGACAGCACGCUGGGGCUUGGUCUCAAGUGUUCUGGCGUGGGUCCUAGCCGCUCUGGUCAUUUUGCCCGAAUCCGUGUUUUACAAAGCUCGGAUGGAAAGCCAGACAUCCAAGUGCUUCUUCGGACGACCUCACUUCCUGCCGGCAGAGGAGACAUCCUGGAAGCGUUAUCUGACCUUAAAGAUGAACAUUUUGGGACUUCUUUUUCCACUGUGCGUUUUUGUCUUUUGCUACGCGCGAGUGAGAAAAAUACGAGGGUCUGGGGAGAGGAGGUCUGGACGUUCUAAGCUUGUUUUUGCCAUAAUGGCUCUUUUCCUUCUGAUGUGGGGACCCUACAAUAUCGCCCUUUUCCUCUUCACUUUCAAAGACUCUUUCUCCCUGCAUGACUGCAAGAGUGACUACAACCUGGACAGGAGCGUUCAGAUCCUGAGAAUUGUUGCGGCCACCCACUGCUGCGUCAACCCCCUCCUGCACACGUUCCUCGACCCCACAUUCAGAAGACACCUCUGCCGCCCUUGCUCAGUGUGCAGUGGCUGUCCGCUUCAGUCCAGGGAGGAAUCUACACGAGAGGCAUCCAGAGAAGGACACGACCAUUCCAUUCCCCUCCAAGCUAGUGUAAACUAGCUUCUGUCUAAGGCAGCACAAAUAA
Enhydra lutris kenyoni (northern sea otter) is the source of this 1175-nucleotide messenger RNA. Its product is annotated as C-C motif chemokine receptor like 2. The record is from RefSeq and is a predicted model, not a curated record. Gene Ontology annotation, cellular component: membrane; cytoplasm. Lineage: Eukaryota; Metazoa; Chordata; Mammalia; Carnivora; Mustelidae. The transcript is spliced from 2 exons. Gene Ontology annotation, molecular function: chemokine receptor activity. Gene Ontology annotation, biological process: chemotaxis; immune response; inflammatory response. Bases 86 to 1150 code for a protein of 354 amino acids.